This is a messenger RNA of Aplysia californica (California sea hare), 3760 nucleotides long. RefSeq lists its product as uncharacterized. Lineage: Eukaryota; Metazoa; Mollusca; Gastropoda; Aplysiida; Aplysiidae. Gene Ontology annotation, molecular function: G protein-coupled peptide receptor activity. The coding region runs from base 2000 to 3604 and encodes 534 amino acids. The transcript has 3 exons. Gene Ontology annotation, biological process: G protein-coupled receptor signaling pathway. The record is from RefSeq and is a predicted model, not a curated record. Gene Ontology annotation, cellular component: membrane.
ACCACCGUCACAAUAAUGGUAAUUUCAGUGCUGGGUAAAGGUACGACAGACGGACACAAACAAGACGGGAAAGUAAAAGACGUGGGAGCUACCAGUGGUGCCCUCCAACUACUCUCCAAUAUUCUGUCAAACGGAGAGAAAUUAUAUUAUGGUAAAAGUGAUUAUUGGUGUAUAACCUUGUUCCCUCCCACGCCCAUCGCAACCGCCACCGCCGCCGACACCGUAUUUCCUCUCACCCACACCGCCGCGCUGCGCCGCGCGACGCGACGCGAAGACAGCAAAGAUGAAGAGACAGACACCCCUAAAAGUUAACCCUCGCGCGACCCCGGUCAACGCAACCACCCGCUACCACUACCGCCGCCCGCGGUAUACGACCACCGGUCGGGCCUCGUAACCUCUCCUUUAUCGAUCCCAAGCAGGAUCAUCCAUCCACACGACAGGUAUCCAUUCCUGCUAAACAGCCCACUCCAGAAAGUACUUCGAGGACAAAACUUGUGAAAUUCUCCACUUAGCAAGAGUUAUCACUUGUGAUUAGCAGGAAAGAGGAAUACAUAGUUUUUUCUAGUACGAAGUAGUCGAGAUAUUGUAUGACAGAACCUCUUCCAAAUUACAAAACGGGAGUAAAACUAUGCCUAUUUUAUUUGCAUCAUUAUCACAUUAUGAUUAAAACAUCGACAGUUUGGGUACAUUCAUGAGAGCAUACUCUUCGACAAAGAUAAUUAUACUAAAAGCAACGACUUUUUAAUCGCUUUAACCAGUGCUUACUCUUUGCCACAAGCACGGCCCUAUGUAGGAUAAAGAAACGGAGCGCUAAACCUCAAGCACCCACCAGCGCAGCAAAACAAAAUAUAGACCCUCCCACCGCUGUUCUGGGGUAAUACUUCAAUCUCGAAAUCGUCAAAACAGUUUAAAAAGCAUCGCUACUUGACUUUCAGAUUUAUUUUUUUUUAAACCUACAGCAGAAACAAAAGUUACAACGAGCUUCACGUCUUUCAAGUGAGCAAAUCGCAACAACCCGUUGAAAGCCUUGAGCAGUAAGUGCACGCCACACCUACCCCUGUCAAAGGGCCAGUUUGGAGCGCGCGAGCAAACAAAGACGUUUAUCACACGACAGACUACAGAGGCGCUGGAAGGCGAUUACUUUCCCGACGUCAUUCUGUGCUAAUCAAUCUCACUCUCCAACGAGCAAGGACCAAAAAUCAUUAACGGUGGCGCAGAAGGAGCUUGAUGUGACAGCGACGACCAACACUGAAAAACGAGCUAAAAUUGACCAGUAAGACAGCCGCAGUGAAACGUUCAAGAGAAACAGACGUUCAGCACAGCAUCUUGACAUUUGUGGGACUUAUAUUCGAGCUACUGUUCAAUGUACAGACGACAUCAAUACUUUUCUUGUCCUGAAGUCAGCGAAAAGCUCAGAAAACCCCAGUGCAGUUCUAGACAUACAGGCCUACAUCGUCGAAAAGCACUGAAGGAAUCUUCCUUACACAAAUAGGAAAUGUUGGAGGUUUGAACCUACACAACGUCCAGGGCUGCAGAAAUUAGACAAAGCUAGCUCGGGAAGAGUCAGUUGUUCCCAUGUGCAGAGGCUUUUCUGUAGUUCGCAGUUGUCUUUAUCCACAGGUACGUUCCCAGAAGCCCAUUGGCGGGAAAGUCAAUUGUUAAUAUUUCCUCUCCGAUAUCAAGUCCACUUCGACAAAGCUCGGGAGAAAGAAAAUAAGUUUGACUGAAAAUCAAGACUCGGAUUAAAAUAGACAGGCACGAAAUGACUGGAGGGCUGAAAACUUCCUUCUUAUUACCAAACAUUGUUCAAAAUGUCUCUCAUCCCAAGAUCCUAAACCUAUCCACAUAUAGCGGAGCAAAUGUUAUUCCUCUACCAUCCUUACCAAAAGCGGAAUAAGCGUGAAUCAAUUCUGCCAAUCCUGGAUAUGGAUUCGUAAACUAGCUGGCACAUUUCAUCCUAACACAGACCACCCAUUUUGCCAAGCUAAAACUUAAAGAAAUGAUGUUCGCGCUCAACACCACCGUCACCACUUUCCUCCAUGCCGCCUUAGCGCAAACCAGCGCCGCCGUCCCCAUCAAUACUGGCUACAGUGCUUCUACAACAACCAGCACCGCCACAACAACCACCACCACCACCGCCACUCCGCCAUCCUUCCCGUACUCUACCCCCUCGUCGGACACGCGCCAGAACUUCAGCGACGACUACAACCGGACAAACGACCUCCUGAACUGGAUAGAAGAUGCCAAAAGUGCGUUGGCGCCCUACAUCCUCGUCUUCGGUAUCGUGAACAAUGUGCUGACUCUGCUCACCCUCCGCCAGCCCAAGCUGAAGGAAUCCCCUUACACAUACCUCACGGCCCUGGCUGUGGCUGACCUCUCCGCUCUCAUACUCAUCCUCAUCCGGGAACAAGAAGGCCCCUCCUGGUCCUGGUCCAUCUACACCAUCUACAUCUUCUACCCUCUGGUCAACGUGGCCGCCACCCUGGGAAUCUGGGUCAUGGUGCUCAUGACCCUCGAGCGUUGCAUCGUCAUCCAUUUCGCCUUCUGGGCGCACGCACACUGCACACGCUACAAUGCCAGGGUCAAAGUCGUGGUGGUCUUCGUAGCCUCCGUCAUCGUCAACUUCCCGCGCUUUCUCUGGUACUAUGUCGGGGAACCUCCAGACACUGAUACAAAGGCAGCAGCUGGAGACUCGGCCCAGGCCGCCAGAAACGUCUCAGUCCUCGCCAACAUGGCCAACUCAACUGAGCAGAGCAACCAUGGCAGCAGUCUCGCCAGCCUCCUGGGCCAGUACGUCAUAACCAACUCUUCAUCCACCGCAGAGACACCGGCUGUCACAGUCGCCACCACCAACAGCACCACCCUGGCGCAACCUAAGAAAUACGUCAUUCAGUCGUACUUGUACAACACCGAGUUUUCGCGCGUGGUCACGUGGGCGCACAGCGUGCUGCUCAACUUCCUCCCCGUUGUCCUCCUGCUCAUCUUUAACUCGUUCCUCGUAUACAAGUACAAAAUGCGGAGCCAGCACGAGCGCCGGAAAAAGCUGGGCAUCCACGACAAUGCUGAGACGAUGUGGACGCGCGAGCAGACGCGACUCACCGUCACCCUCAUCGCUAUCGUCUGCCUCUUCAUCAUCCUCGUCCUGCCGUCUGCGUUUGCAGACCAGCACGUCGCCAUCUUGUUUUUCCCUACCGACAGCGAGAAAAAGAACUUGAAACAGAUCAGGAUCUACCAACACGUGACAAACUUCCUCAUGUGGUUGAACCUGUCUCUGAACUUCCUCAUGUACAGUUUCAUAAACGCCAAGUUUAGGCGCGCUUUUAAGCGAAUGGUCAGGCAGUGGGUGAUUUACCUUCGCCUGGACCGUCUGACGUACGUCUGCAGGAGACACUGCUGUCGUCUGAGCAGCGGCAAGGGCUCCCAGGGACAGUCCACGUGCGACAUGGAGGAAGCGGAGGAGAUGGCGCCCUUUAACAACAACUGGAACAACAGGAAAGGGCACAACGCAAAGAAGGCGUCAAACUAUUCUGUGUCCAGUAAGGAUAACAAUAGCGUCACUUUGUCGUUGAAAUUAGACACUUCUGUGAACGGGCAACUUGCGUAGUCUUGUAGUAAAGGAAAAUUGUAUGUACAAUCGAGAAUGCUUUAGCCAUAGGCUGUUGUGAACGUGUAUGUGAUAUGAGAGGAAACUGUUUUCAGGCAUGACACUGAUGGUGCCGGUGACGUAUCAUUCAUAUACGCCCCCUCCCCGCCCCCUCCC